AUGGAGUUGGACCACAGGACGACCGGCGGCCUCCACGCCUACCCCGCGCCCCGCGGCGGGCCGGCCGCCAAGCCCAACGUGAUCCUGCAGAUCGGUAAGUGCCGGGCGGAGAUGCUGGAGCACGUGCGGAGGACCCACCGGCACCUGCUCGCCGAGGUGUCCAAGCAAGUAGAGCGGGAGCUGAAGGGGCUGCACCGGUCCGUGGGCAAGCUGGAAAGCAACCUGGACGGGUACGUGCCCACCGGCGACUCGCAGCGCUGGAAGAAGUCCAUCAAGGCCUGCCUGAGCCGCUGCCAGGAGACCAUCGCCAACCUGGAGCGCUGGGUCAAGCGGGAGAUGCACGUGUGGCGGGAGGUCUUCUACCGUCUGGAGAGGUGGGCCGACCGCCUGGAGUCCGCGGGCGGCAAGUACCCGGUGGGCAGCGACCCAGCGCGCCACACCGUCUCGGUGGGCGUCGGGGGUCCCGAGAGCUACUGCCAGGAUGCGGACAACUACGACUACACUGUCAGCCCCUACGCCAUCACUCCCCCGCCGGCCGCCGGCCAGCUGCCGGGGCAGGAGGAAGUGGAAGCCCAGCAGUACCCGCCCUGGGCGCCGGGGGAGGACGGGCAGCUGAGCCCCGGCGUGGACACGCAGGUCUUCGAGGACCCGCGGGAGUUCCUCCGCCACCUGGAGGACUAUCUGCGCCAGGUGGGCGGCUCCGAGGAGUACUGGCUGUCUCAGAUCCAGAACCACAUGAACGGGCCGGCCAAGAAGUGGUGGGAGUACAAGCAGGGCUCCGUGAAGAACUGGGUGGAGUUCAAGAAGGAGUUCCUGCAGUACAGCGAGGGCACGCUGUCCCGGGAGGCCAUCCAGAGGGAGCUGGACCUGCCGCAGAAGCAGGGCGAGCCGCUGGACCAGUUCCUGUGGCGCAAACGGGACCUGUACCAGACGCUGUACGUGGACGCCGAGGAGGAGGAGAUCAUCCAGUAUGUGGUGGGCACGCUGCAGCCCAAGCUCAAGCGCUUCCUGCGGCCCCCGCUGCCCAAGACCCUGGAGCAGCUCAUCCAGAAGGGCAUGGAGGUGCAGGAUGGCCUGGAGCAGGCGGCCGAGCCCGCCGCGGAGGAGGCCGAGGCCCUCACGCCCGCCCUCACCAACGAGUCCGUAGCCAGCGACCGGACUCAGCCCGAGUAG
Molecule: messenger RNA, 1173 nt
Organism: Rangifer tarandus platyrhynchus (Svalbard reindeer)
Lineage: Eukaryota; Metazoa; Chordata; Mammalia; Artiodactyla; Cervidae
Source: the annotation of a GenBank genome assembly